UGUUCAGGAUUUUGACCAAUUGUGGGAUAGUUUUGGUAAACGAUAACUUUUACGCACAUGUUCGAGUGGUUCUGGGGAGGCUGGCAGGGGCGUGGUGCGACUCCAGACAGGCUGAUGACUGUGGAUUCACUCACGCAUGGUCACACAAUGUGACAGUCCAAACAUGGCUGGUAACGGGAGGCAUCCCCAUCUACAACUUCAAGCCGCCUCCAAAAACAACAAAAGAAAAAGUGUCCUCGCUCAGUUAGCGGGCCGGGAUAGACAGCCACACAGACUGUGGCGAAGGCUGUGCAGGAAUGAGUUAGUGUAGCCGCAUAAGAAAGACUGAGCUGUGCUGGUGGGGAGGCGACAGGUUACAGGGUUGGUUGCGGGAGACAAAGGUCGCUGCAGCCGCGGAGGUCGACACACUUUUCAGCGCACUCAAAUGAUGGCACCAAUAAUGGCAGAUGGAUUUCCUUUUUGUACUUAAGUAUGACAUCUCCCGUCUAAAGGUAUGAUGGAUAUACACUGCUGUGAAUAUUUUCCCGCACUUAAACGGGAGUAGAUGUCAAGUAAUUGAGAGUUGCAUCAAUUUUACUAAACAAGAGUGCGACAAAAGCCGGACAAAGCUUAAAGGGAGUCCCGGGCCCCUGGCACAUUGUGUGUCUGGCAGGUGACAUACAUACUGCGAACCCUAGUCGAUGGAUUUAUUACCUUUAAUACAAGAUUAUUUUACCUGUACUUUCUCCAUAGGUUAGAAAUUUUAAAGCAUGGGCGACUGGAGCUUUCUGGGGCGGCUGUUGGAGAAUGCUCAGGAGCAUUCGACAGUCAUCGGCAAAGUCUGGCUGACUGUUCUCUUCAUCUUCAGGAUCCUGGUGCUGGGGGCCGCGGCCGAAGAGGUGUGGGGCGACGAGCAGUCCGACUUCUCCUGCAACACCCAACAGCCUGGUUGUGAGAAUGUUUGCUACGAUGAGGCCUUCCCCAUCUCGCACAUCCGCUUCUGGGUGCUCCAGAUCAUCUUCGUGUCCACACCAACUCUCAUCUACCUGGGCCACGUGCUACACAUUGUCCGCAUGGAGGAGAAGCGGAAAGAGAAGGAGGAGAUGCACAAAGCAAACAGAUUCCAAGAGGAGAAAGAACUCCUUUACAGAAAUGGAGGAGUAGGUGGCAAGAAGGAGAAGCCACCAAUCAGGGAUGAGCAUGGCAAAAUCCAUAUUAGAGGCACACUGCUGCGUACCUAUGUGUUCAACAUUAUUUUCAAAACCCUGUUUGAAGUUGGAUUCAUUUUGGGGCAGUAUUUCCUCUAUGGCUUCCAGCUGAGUGCCCUAUACAAGUGUGCACGUUGGCCCUGCCCCAACACUGUUGACUGCUUCAUAUCGAGGCCCACCGAAAAGACUAUUUUUAUUAAAUUUAUGCUUGUGGUGGCUUGUGUGUCUCUUUUCCUAAAUUUGUUAGAGAUCUAUCACCUUGGAUGGAAGAAAUUUAAACAAGGAAUGACAAAUGAGUUUGCCCCUGACCAUGAGUCUCUGCACCGCGUUGACAUUGUGGAACCAGAGUGUUUGGCCUCGGCCUCGAGAACUGCCCCAUCCAGCCUCAGCUAUCCUCCAAACUACACAGAUAUGAUUUCAGGGGGUGGGGCAUUCUUGCCACCCAUAGGGCCAGCAGCAGUUCCCUCAAAAGCGGAGUUCAAGAUUGACGACCUCCAGCAGGAAGAGUCCCUACGCCAGCCUCCCCCCUCUUCCCACUACUACAUCAGCAACAACAACAACCACAGGCUGGCUGCACAGCAGAACUGGGCCAACCUCGCCACCGAGCAGCAGACUCGGGAAAUGAAGGCCACCUCACCUUGCCCAUCCUCCUCUUCCUCCACCAGUGCAGACAAGGAGCAGCAGCAGCUGGUCAAUGCUGCACUGCUCCUUCCCACCAGUAACACCACCAGUAACACCAACAUCACCAAUACAACCACCAUCGCUGCCUCCAGUAGCAGCAGCCAGGGCACUGCCUCCAACACAGGAAGCUGGGGUGGGGGGAAGAACGAGCAGGAGGAAGGCCACGUCACAACCACCACAGUGGAGAUGCAUGAGCCCCCAGUAACAGUCAGCACAGACCUUCGGCGGCUCAGUCGGGCCAGCAAAAGCAGCAGCAUCAGGGCCAGGCUGAGUGACCUGGCUAUCUAGGUCUCCUCAACUCUCUCAUGUCCCUGAAACCUCCCUCACCAACAUCUGGCUUCCCUCAGACCCACCCCAAACAUAGUGAUUCACAGUACCACAAAAAUAACACACACGCAUAAUGCAAAAAAUGAGAGAGAGAGAGCAAGGUGACAAGAGACAGGAAAGCAUAAUAGCAGAAAAAUGUGAAAUACUUGGUUCGCAACAGCUGGUGGUUUAGUGCAGUCGGUGAGUUGCAAAAUCAAAAUCCAAAUGAUCCAAAACAAUGACAGUGGAGAAACCAGUUAUUCAAUGUGUAGCCAGACAAUUCACCCAUAUAUCUUGUACAUCAUUUUAAUUUAGUUUCGUAGUCAAAUUGGUGAGAAUGUGCACUGAGUUGCACUACAACUUGGUCCAUUUGACCGUUAACCUGGAAGGUCUUUUGCUGCAGCAUUUCCAGGAUUUUACUAAACAAACACCUAUUGUGUUAAAUAUAAUUCAUUCAGGAAGUAAUUUCAUCAAAACACAUUACCUGUAUUGUGGUCCUUGUGUGCAGGCUAGCCUAGCUCUACGACUCACCGAUUCACUGACAAAUUAGCAUGGCAAAAGUGACCAGGUUGGUUUUACCCAUGAUUCAUUGCAGCACUUCUUCUAGAGACAGAAGGUGAAUCUUAAUUCCCCUAAGUGCCUCCACCUUUCCAUCACUUACAUCUUUUCCUUCCUAAGAUGUAAGGAAAAAGAA
This is a messenger RNA of Monopterus albus (swamp eel), 2868 nucleotides long. It is a transcript of the gene gja3, whose product is annotated as gap junction protein, alpha 3. Lineage: Eukaryota; Metazoa; Chordata; Actinopteri; Synbranchiformes; Synbranchidae. The transcript has 3 exons. Gene Ontology annotation, molecular function: gap junction channel activity. Gene Ontology annotation, biological process: cell-cell signaling. The coding region runs from base 750 to 2156 and encodes 468 amino acids. Gene Ontology annotation, cellular component: connexin complex. The record is from RefSeq and is a predicted model, not a curated record.